AACGUCCCUCCCCCCACCACCGUGGCGAAUCCGUCCAGGAGCUGCGCUCGCGCACCGACCGUACCAUGGAGGUUUUUAUUCCUUCGUUCCGCUAUGAGGAGAGCGAAUUGGAAAGGGGCUACACGUAGCUGAAUUGGAGACCUGCAAUGGGAGGACAUUUUAGAACAUCUUGUCGUGAGCUGACUAAAUCUGUGGGAAUCAGAAACAGCAGAGAAUGAAUACCUAGCUGCUUGAAUGACAAUUAGAAUAGCUGGGCAAGUCUUUAAGAUAGAGGUACUAAUGAAUGGAAGAAAGCAUUUUGUUGAAAAAAGAUAUAGUGAAUUUCAUGCUCUCCAUAAAAAACUUAAAAAAUUCAUAAGAACUCCAGAAAUCCCUUCAAAGCAUGUGAGGAACUGGGUACCCAAAGUUUUGGAACAGCGUCGGCAGGGAUUAGAAUCUUAUUUACAGAGUAUUGUUUUAGAAAAUGAAGAACUUCCCAAGAUGUUUCUUGAUUUUCUCAACGUUCGUCACUUUCCUUCUCUCCCAAAAGCAGAAAGUUGUGGUUCUUUUGAAGAAACAGAAUCUGAAGAAUCAAGCAAACUGUCCCACCAGCCCGUGUUGCUGUUCCUAAGGGAUCCAUAUGUCUUGCCUACAGCCAAUGAUGACUUUCCAAAUGUAGUUAUUGAAGGCAUUCUCCAUGGAUUGUUUUAUCCCCACCUACAACCCAGGUAGAAAAUGAAUUUGGAUGGAAAAUAAUCAAGAGUAAAUUCAAGUUAUAUUCCUCAAUGCAAGCUUUUGAAGACUUUUUUUUAAAAAGUAAAAGUCAAAAUACUGAAGCAAGACACUCAUGUUUGAAGUUGGAACUUUUGGGAUUUUUUAAUUGUAUCACUAAAAAUGGCUGCUUUUAAAGAUUACAAAUGGGAAAAAACGCUACUCGGCUGAACUUGUAUACUAAACUCUAAAUAUUUAAAUUUUAAAACAGCUGACAAAAUGCCAAAUUACACUAGCAAGUUUCAUCAUGUAUUUAUAAUUUUUGUGUGUCUGUGAUAAAUCAUUACUCUAAUUCUUUUGUCUCCGUGUUGUACCCACUGCUGGCAGCGGAUACAUAAAAUAUAAUAGCAUGUAUGACUAAAAAAUGUAAAUGUUAAAAAAUAAUUGCUAAAACUGGAAAUGCAAUAUAAGCUCACUGUAUCAGUAUUUCUGAUGUCAUACUAUAUAAGUAUUAUUUUAGGGACAGAAAUGUGUAUAUGCUUGCAGUUUGGUUUAGUCUUAAUUUUAUGUCAUAAACUCGGCUGCAAUGCUUUUAUUAGCCUAAGCUUAAUGUCGUUUUCCAAAAUUUUAUUAAUUUUUAACCUUUUGUAAUAUAAAUAAGAAUGAACAUGAUUAAUAAAAAUAAUUAGCCAGUCCAGAGGCAGUUCAACUUGACUAUCCUUUUCGCAGCGCCUGGAAUUUCCCCUUAUUUUAUCUGUUAAAAAUUGAGCACUUUCCCAAAGGUUUGAGAUGGAAGGACAUAAAAAUGUACUCAAAAUCAUACAAAUAUGCAUUAACACAAUUUAAAAAUAAGAAAUCAUCACCAGACCCAGGGAAAAAAUGAAAAUACUGUUUCCACGCAAAUGUAUGGUAAAAAUCCUGCCAGUUUUGCUCUCAUCCCAAAGGCUUGUCUACCCUGUCAACUGUGCAAAUGAACAUUCUGUUUAUCACCAUGUGGAAUUCCAAAACCCAAAAACAGUGAAAUAAUGAACAUCUGUAAAAAUACCAACUUGUUGGUCACAUGUCCAUCCACCACUUUGUCAGUUGUGAGUACAUGUGCCAUAGCCAUAUUGCAGAUGGAGUUGUAACAUACUGUGCUUCUUAACAUGGGGGACUCAUGUCUGCCAUAACAAUUAUGACUCUGUGCCGAUGGGUACCUGGCACAGCAGAAUAUAUUCUAGUUAUCCCCUUCAAGGGCAGUUCAGUCAGAGGUGUUUUCCUGUAUUUCAGUUGUCCUGGCUGAUCGUUCUCUGGGCAGCUUUAGGUUGGCGAUUGAUAUGAACUUUAGCCAAUGUUAAAAUGACUUCCUGAAUGCCAUUGGGGAUUUUCCAUCUCCUCGGUCAGCGAUACCAUCAAACCUUAUCAAGCAGUAGAUAUUAUUGCUCAAACAGGCAGCAGCAGGUGCAGACAGUACAUUCACAUCUUCUUCAAAGCAGCUUUCCUGCCUCGGAUCCAAAUACUGUGAACCUGUCAAGGAAAGACUUCUUAAAAAUACCUUCAUUUUCUGAAGUCCAUUUGUCUGUCACCCAGGAGAAAACUUUCUCCAGUGCUGAACAAAAUUCAAUUCCCCGUUUCAUUCAGCCCUAACAUUUUUCCACUGUUCUGAAAUAUGUCUAGACUUUUAUGGUCAAGCCUUUUCUCUCUGAACUGGCUUAACAGUGAUGUUAACAGUUUUUAUGAUUUCAAGUAUUCAUGUUUUGCUCCUUAUUGUUAGCUGUAAUGAAUAUGGGCAGAAAUAAGGAAAAUAAUUCAUGACAAUAAAUAAUAUUCUUG
Crotalus tigris (Tiger rattlesnake) is the source of this 2502-nucleotide messenger RNA. RefSeq names its product sorting nexin 24 (gene SNX24). Gene Ontology annotation, molecular function: phosphatidylinositol phosphate binding. Lineage: Eukaryota; Metazoa; Chordata; Lepidosauria; Squamata; Viperidae. The record is from RefSeq and is a predicted model, not a curated record. The transcript has 8 exons. The coding region runs from base 235 to 711 and encodes 158 amino acids.